CACAUGGCCAGUAUGAGUGAAAGGCUAAACUUGGAACCAAGUCUUACUGGCUUAGUUAGAGGCCAGUUCUUCGAAGGUACUUUAGAAAUCAUCUAUUCCAACUCUCUCAGAUUUUAAAGGAGGAAAUUGUGAUCCACAGAGGGAAAGUGACUUGCCCAGGGAAACAUAGGUAAUGAUGGCAAAUCUAAGAUCUGAACCCAAGUCUUCUGACUUCAGAUCUAGUGUUGAUUCCAUUACCCCAUCCCCCAUCUCUUCCCCAUUCCCUUGUCUUUUUUUCUCUGUUUCCUUCCAUGUCCCCCCCCCCCUUCAUGUAAAAUCAUAGAAUCUUAGAGCUGGAACAGAACUUGGAAAUCCACAACCCCAUAUUUUACAGAAGAGGAAACUGAGGUCCAGAAAGAGGAGAUUUUGUAGGUAGGUCUCCAUGAUGGAUGGUUCUCAGAAAAAAGCUCUAGAGGAACAGAGGCCUCUCCACAUUGUUACCCCUCUCCUGGAAAGCUGGAAGCUCUCCAUGGCUGCAGGCACCACUGUCUUCCUGAAGCUCGAGAAUGUCCAGCCCACUGGCUCCUUCAAGAUUAGGGGCAUAGGACGUCUCUGCCAGGAGGUGGCCAAGAAGGGUUGCAAACACUUUGUGUGUCCCUCAGGGGGAAAUGCAGGUGUGGCUGCUGCUUAUGCUGCCAGAAAUCUGGGCAUCCCGACCACCGUUGUGCUGCCCAAGGGAGCCAACUCAACUCUGCUUCAGAGGCUGGAGAGGGAAGGGGCUGAGGUGCUGAUGGUGGGGAAGGUGUGGGAUGAGGCCAAUCUGAAGGCCCAGGAGAUGGCCAAAACAGAUGGUUGGGUCAAUAUUCCCUCCUUUGACCACCCAAUGAUCUGGGAAGGCAAUGGCAGCAUAGUUCAUGAACUGAAGGAUACUCUGGGUACCCGGCCUGGUGUCAUCAUCCUCUCCGUAGGGGGCGGGGGCCUCCUGGCUGGUGUGGUGGCAGGAAUGAAGCAGGUGGGCUGGCAGGAUGUGCCCAUCAUCGCCAUGGAGACCCGGGGGGCUGACAGCUUUAACCAAGCCGUCCAGGCUGGGAGACUUGUCACCUUGCCUGACAUUACCAGCAUGGCAAAAAGUCUGGGUGCCAAGACAGUGGCUGCCCGGGCUCUAGAGUGUACCCGUGAGUGCCAGAUCAUCUCAGAAGUGGUAGACGAUGAAGAAGCUGUCGAGGCCAUUGAACGCUUCCUUGAUGAUGAGAGGAUGCUGGUGGAACCAGCCUGUGGGGCUGCACUAGCUGCCAUCUAUUCAGGCUGCCUGGGUCGUCUCCAGGCUGAGGGCCGCCUCAGCCCCUCACUGGGCUUCAUUGUGGUCAUCGUGUGUGGUGGGAACAGCAUUCAUCGGGCUGAGCUGAAGGAACUCCAAGCCCGGCUGGGGAGGAGCUGAGUGGCCCCGCCCUGGGAGGCUCUACUUGGGUAGGAUUAAACUCUCCAUCAGACUCCUUGGUGCUGAAAUGAUGCUGUCAGCAAGUGCCCCUGGAGAAAGUGACAUUUGUAGCCCUGCCCUCCUCCUGGAAGCCUUCCAUGAUUGCUCUAAUCCCCAAUAUUUCUCUCUUCUCUGUUUUCUGUUUUUCUUUUUUGGUUUGUUUUUGUUUUUGUUUGUUUGUUUGUUUGUUUGUUU
This is a messenger RNA of Phascolarctos cinereus (koala), 1651 nucleotides long. It is a transcript of the gene SDSL, whose product is annotated as serine dehydratase like. Gene Ontology annotation, biological process: L-threonine catabolic process; L-serine catabolic process. Gene Ontology annotation, molecular function: L-serine ammonia-lyase activity; threonine deaminase activity; pyridoxal phosphate binding. The record is from RefSeq and is a predicted model, not a curated record. Lineage: Eukaryota; Metazoa; Chordata; Mammalia; Diprotodontia; Phascolarctidae.